This is a messenger RNA of Cyclopterus lumpus (lumpfish), 1401 nucleotides long. RefSeq lists its product as uncharacterized. Gene Ontology annotation, molecular function: catalytic activity. Lineage: Eukaryota; Metazoa; Chordata; Actinopteri; Perciformes; Cyclopteridae. Bases 155 to 1090 code for a protein of 311 amino acids. The record is from RefSeq and is a predicted model, not a curated record. The transcript has 2 exons.
CUCCUCUGCGCAGUAGAAGGUGCGCAGUGGUUACACCAAACCGUUCAAAAGACUGCGCUUUGACGGCGCACGAGGCCACGCCCACCAUGUCUUCCUCUAUAUAUCCUAAGAGGUCUGGUGAACCGGAUAGAAGACCUCCGCCCUUUCCCCCAGGAUGUCCUCCACUCGCACCCGGCAUGUGGUCUGGCAGUCCGGGGGGCUGGUGGCCUACCUCCACCCCCGGCCCUGGACCCCCGGCUCCGUGGUCCUGGAGCGCAGCGCGGCCGGCAGCCCGGGGGGCAGCGUGUUCCGGCUGGAGGAGCCGGACUUCCUGUCCUGGCUGCUGGGGGCUCGAGCCGUGGCCGAGCUGCUGUGCGCGCGCCUCGGGGUCCGCAGGUGCGCGCUGGUCAGCCGGCCCCACGAGGACCGGCCCGCCCAGAUAAGCGUGCUCCCUCUGCACGGUCUGGAUGCAGAGUGGCGCCCCCACCUGGCGGCAGAGGAGGAACACAACGCCCUGGACCCGGGGUACUGCACCUCCAGGACCGCUCCGCGAUGGAGCGACUCCCGCCUGACUGAGGUCCAGACCCGGAUUCGGUCCGCGCUGCCGCUGCCCGCCGCCCCGCCCGACUUCACCUUCCUGGGGGCCGACCCGGCUCAGCCGGGCCUGUUCCCGCGCAUCGUCCGCGGGGAGGAGCGGCAGUGGCGGGUGUGGGAGGACGAGGGCCACGUGGCCUUCCUCACGCCUUUCCCCAACUCCCCCGGCUUCACCGUGCUCGUCCCGCGCCGACCUUUGACCUCGGACGUAUUCCGACUGGAGCGAGAGGACUACGAGGGCCUGGUGCUGGCGACCCGGAAGGCGGCGAGGCUCCUGGAGGCGGGCUUGGGCUCCUGGGGGACGGGGCUGAUCUUCGAGGGCUUCGAGAUCGACUACGCUCACGCCAAGUUGAUCCCCCUGUUCCUACCUUCGUCGGGACGGGACGCCACGGGGAGGCCGCCCCAGUUUAACCCCACGUACCCUGGAUACGUGACCUCGGAGGACGGGCCUGAAGCCAGCCUGGAAGGUCUGGAGGAGCUGCACGUGAAGAUGACCGGUCUGUCGGCAACAGAGUAAAGAUCCAGAUGUGCCUCAUUUCUAGGAGAUUAAGGGAAGUCACGGCGCGGCUGCAUAACUUGAUAAUUAGACCAGUCUGACGUUGGUAAAUAAUAUUUGUGCCUUUGGACUCUGAAUGAGAUGUAAGUGGAGAGGUGUACACUCACUAAGAGGGAUGUCUCUGCAGAGCACAUGCGGUCCUCUCGCUCAAAAUAUCAGUGCCUAUAAUGUCAGAAAUAUGUGAUUCUUUACAUAUUUAUACAUUUAUUUAGAAUUGUAAUGCAUACCAAAUAUUAUAAUUGUAAUAAUAAUAAUACAUCUAUUCAUCUGUC